ACUAUUGGAGGUCGAGAUGGAGAAGCUACAGGAGCUGAGCCUCGUGUCCAAGGUGUGCCAGGCACUAGAGAACCACCUUGGUAUGAGUGACAAGACGCUGGCCGAGUUUGUGAUAGACUUAGUGCGCAGCAGCUCGAGCUGCACCGCCUUCCUAGCAUCCAUCAAGAAAGACGAGCUGCCGUUGCCCCCCGCCCUAGCUGAGAAUCUCUACCGCAUCGUGCAGACAAUGGCUCCACGCAAGAUGAAGCAGGUGGGGGGUUCGGCUGCGGAUGCCAAGAGAAAGAGCAAGAGGCACCAAAUUCGAGACGACGAGCAGCUCACAGCUGCGGAUAUCGCAGGAGCGUCCGUCAAGGACGACAAGGACGACAAGAAACCGACGUCUACCGAGCGUGAUGAUAGGAAGAGUGAUGAUCGCUCUCGAACUAGAGACCGAUCACGAGACCGCGAUCGCUACGGACGUGACAGAAGCCGCGGACGCGAUGAAGAUCGCGGCAGGAGAGGCAGAAGGUCAAGAUCUCGGUCUCGGUCGGAAGGCAGACGACGCGAUCGACGUGACAGGGACAGAGACCGCAGUCGCGGUCGCAGGAGAGAUGAUCCACCUAGAGAACUGGAGCUAUACGGCAUCUAUGACGGUCGUGUCGCGAAAGUAAUGGACUUUGGUGUCUUUGUAGAGCUGGAGGGGUUCUCAAGAGAGAAGAAGGAAGGUCUUGUCCACGUCUCCAACUUGUCUGCCAAUCGUGUAAGUAACGUCAAGGAGUUUGCAAAGCGCGGCGACCGUGUCAAGGUGAAGCUCAUCUCGAUCUCAGGAGCCAAGCUGUCGAUGUCAAUGCGCGAUGUGGAUCAAAGAACUGGAAAGGAUCUGAUGCCGCAGCGCUCUAGUGAUGGUGCCGAGCGUGCACGUCAAGAGAACAGGUCUUCCGACUCACGUUCGUGGAUUAACCCAUCUGCACCGGGUAUGCAGAGCUCGCAGCAACUGGAUGAAGAUGACAGCAAGCCACAGCGUGCUGCAAAGCGCAUGUCGUCACCUGAACGAUGGGAAGUCCAGCAGCUUAUUAACUCCGGAGUGCUGUCAGUUGAGGACUAUCCGACGUUUGACGAGGAGCACGGUAUGCUCAACACGGAAGCCACGGAAGAAGACUUUGAAGUGGAAUUAAAUGAGGACGAACCUGUUUUCCUGCGUGGUCAGACGCAGAUGAGUCGAGAGAUAUCCCCCGUGAAGAUCGUCAAGAAUCCGGACGGCUCCAUGCAGCGUGCCGCCAUGACGCAGUCGAACUUAGCGAAGGAACGUCGUGAAUUACGCCAGACACAAGCGAAUCAGUUGAUUGAUUCCAUCCCGAAGGAUCUUAAUCGACCGUGGGAAGAUCCCAUGCCUGACGCUGGAGAGCGACACUUUGCUCAGGAACUGCGUGGCAUCAACAUGGGAUCGACAUUCGAGCUGCCAGAGUGGAAACAAAAGUCCGUGGGGAAGAACUUGUCCUAUGGUAUUGUGUCGAACAAGACCAUUCUGGAGCAACGUGAGAGUCUUCCGGUAUUCAAACUGAAGCGUCAACUGAUGAAGGCUAUCGCGGAUAAUCAAGUCCUGGUGGUUAUUGGUGAAACUGGAUCGGGGAAAACCACGCAGAUGACGCAGUAUAUGGCUGAAAUGGGCUUGACUUCUACCGGUAUUAUCGGCUGUACUCAGCCGCGUCGUGUUGCUGCUUCAUCCGUGGCAAAGCGUGUGGCCGAAGAGUUUGGCUGUGAGCUUGGACAAGAAGUUGGUUACUCGAUGCGAUUCGAAGACGUCACCAGUCCCGAGACAGUGAUCAAGUACAUGACUGAAGGUAUGCUGCUGCGAGAAUACCUGGCUGACUCGACUCUGUCAAAGUACAGUGCUCUGAUGCUCGAUGAAGCCCACGAGCGGACAAUCAACACGGACGUUCUGUUUGGACUGCUGAAGGAUCUUGUACGUACACGGAAAGACCUCAAGAUUAUCGUGACGUCCGCAACUCUGGAUGCUGAAAAGUUCUCUCGAUACUUUUUCGACUGCCCGAUUUUUACAAUCCCAGGUCGUACGUUCCCUGUAGAGAUUCUGUACACGAAGGAACCGGAGUUGGACUAUCUGGACGCGUGUCUGCUGUGUGUGAUGCAGAUCCAUUUAUCCGAGCCCGAAGGAGAUAUUCUGUUAUUCUUGACGGGCCAAGAAGAGAUCGAUACAGCGUGUGAAGUUCUGUAUCAACGUAUCAAGGCGUUGCAAGAGCGUGCACUAGCUCCGGAACUCAUCAUUCUGCCAGUAUACGGUGCGCUGCCUUCGGAAAUGCAGUCGCGCAUUUUUGAACCAGCACCCAAGGGCUCUCGGAAGUGUGUGGUGGCUACCAAUAUCGCAGAAGCUUCACUGACAAUUGACGGCAUCUACUACGUCGUGGACCCUGGUUUCUGCAAACAGAAUGCCUUCAACUCGAAGAUCGGGAUGGAUUCUCUUGUGGUUGUGCCGUGCUCACAAGCCUCAGCUCGUCAACGUGCCGGACGCGCUGGUCGUACAGGCCCCGGAAAGUGCUAUCGAUUGUAUACCGAGAAUGCGUAUAAGAACGAGAUGUUACCGACCACCGUGCCAGAGAUCCAGCGUGCGAAUCUCGGGUCGGUUGUGCUUCAACUGAAAGCCAUGGGGAUCAACGAUCUUAUGGGUUUCGACUUUAUGGACCCGCCGCCUCAAGAUGCUCUUGUCAUGGCACUGGAGAACUUGUACGCAUUAGGCGCGUUGGACGAUGAAGGUCUGUUAACAAGGUUGGGCAAGAAGAUGGCCGAGUUCCCAGUCGAACCGAAGAACGCGAAGGUGUUACUGACUUCCGUGGUACUUGGCUGUGCCGAGGAAGUGCUGACUAUCGUGGCGAUGUUGUCUGUGGAGUCGGUCUUCUUCCGACCAAAGGAGAAACAGGCUCAGGCUGACCAGAAGAAGGCGAAGUUCCACCAACCUGAAGGCGAUCACUUAACUUUACUGGGAGUGUAUGAGGCUUGGGCGAACUCCAAGUUCUCCAACCCAUGGUGCUAUGAUAACUUCAUCCAAGCACGCGCUAUCCGGCGUGCUCAAGACGUCCGCAAACAGCUGCUGUCCAUUCUUGAUCGAUACAAAAUGGAUGUGGUUUCCUGCGGCAAAAACUACAACAAGGUUCGACGUGCUAUUGUGGCCGGGUACUUCGCCAACACGGCGAAGAAAGACCCGCAAGAGGGAUACCGCACUAUGGUUGAAGGCCAACCUGUGUACAUUCAUCCAUCGAGUGCAUUGUUCAACAAGAGUCCAGAGUGGGUGCUUUACCAUGAGCUGGUCCUCACCACGAAGGAAUAUAUGCGCAACAUCAUGACGAUUGAGCCCAAGUGGCUUGUGGAAUUAGCCCCUGCGUUCUUCAAGAAGGGCGACCCUACCAAGCUAUCCAAGCGCAAACGUAACGAGAAGAUCGAGCCGCUCUUUGACCGCUUCAAUCCACCCGAUUCCUGGCGUCUUAGCAAACGUCGGGGAUAA
Messenger RNA from Phytophthora infestans T30-4, 3493 nucleotides. RefSeq names its product ATP-dependent RNA helicase DHX8. Gene Ontology annotation, molecular function: ATP binding; RNA binding. Bases 17 to 3493 code for a protein of 1158 amino acids. Gene Ontology annotation, cellular component: intracellular anatomical structure; catalytic step 2 spliceosome. NCBI's taxonomy places the organism in Eukaryota, Oomycota, Peronosporomycetes, Peronosporales, Peronosporaceae. The record is from RefSeq and is a predicted model, not a curated record. The transcript has a single exon. Gene Ontology annotation, biological process: spliceosomal complex disassembly.